Messenger RNA from Eutrema salsugineum, 1084 nucleotides. Its product is annotated as tRNA 2'-phosphotransferase 1. Gene Ontology annotation, biological process: tRNA splicing, via endonucleolytic cleavage and ligation. NCBI's taxonomy places the organism in Eukaryota, Viridiplantae, Streptophyta, Magnoliopsida, Brassicales, Brassicaceae. The record is from RefSeq and is a predicted model, not a curated record. Gene Ontology annotation, molecular function: tRNA 2'-phosphotransferase activity. The transcript has 8 exons.
CCUUGUUGAUAUUCGGUCAACACUCUUCCCUUUCCCGAAACCGCCAUCGGAAUUCUCUAGCCGUCGCUGUAACACGACUAUCCUCGCCGGCGAUUGUUAUUUUUUCACGAAACGAAACUCCGAUCGAUGGAGUGAGCCGUUAAAGCGUUUCUAUCGUCUUCGACUUCAUCUUCCCGAAAUUAUCUCCUGUUUCCGCUUUCAUGGAUGAUUCGAGUCUCGAUUCUUUCACCAAACCUACGUUCUCAAUCCAGCAAAAGAGGAAGAGGAGAUGAGAGGGAGGACAAUCGAGAGGAUCAUGGAGGGAGAAAAGAUAGAAUCGAUUCGCUGGGAAGACUUUUGACGAGAAUCUUGCGACAUAUGGCUACUGAGCUGAGCUUGAACAUGCGAGGUGAUGGUUUUGUUAAAGUUGAAGAUUUGCUUAAGCUGAGUUUGAAAACAUCUUCAAACAUUCAGUUGAAGUCACACACAGUUGAUGAAAUCAGAGAGGCAGUGAGAAGGGACAAUAAACAACGUUUUAGCCUCAUAGAAGAGAAUGCAGAGCUCUUGAUCCGCGCAAAUCAAGGCCACUCGAUCACCACGAGGGUCGAAUCCGGAAAGUUACUUAAACCAAUCUUGUCACCGGAAGAAGCUCCAAUAUGCUAACAUGGAACUUAUAGGAAGAAUCUGGAAUCAAUCUUAGCAUCUGGCUUAAAGCGUAUAAAUAGACUCCAUGUUCACUUCUCUUGUGGCUUGCCGACAGAUGGUGAAGUGAUAAGUGGUAUGAGAAGGAAUGUUAAUGUUGUAAUCUUCCUCGACAUCAAGAAAGCUCUUGAAGAUGGGAUUGCGUUUUACAUCUCAGACAACAAGGUGAUUUUGACUGAAGGCAUUGAUGGUUUAGUGCCUGUCUAUUACUUCCAAAAGAUCGAGUCUUGGCCUAAUCGGCAACCAAUACUUUUCUGAUUUGUUGUACAUAAGUGUAUAUUCUUGCAACUCUUUGGUGAACGAGAUCAAAUGUGAUCUUUUUGUAAAAAAGCAAAACCAGCUGAUGAAAGCUUCUUGGUCUUCUUGUAAAUAACGAGCAAGAUGGUGGAUCUUGUUCUCCAAA